This is a messenger RNA of Drosophila guanche, 610 nucleotides long. Its product is annotated as cuticle protein 16.5. NCBI's taxonomy places the organism in Eukaryota, Metazoa, Arthropoda, Insecta, Diptera, Drosophilidae. Bases 47 to 610 code for a protein of 187 amino acids. The transcript is spliced from 2 exons. The record is from RefSeq and is a predicted model, not a curated record.
CCUCCAGCUAAUCACACAGCUCGAACCCAACCAAAAUCCAAGCAAAAUGUUCGCCAAGAUUGUGCUCGCUGCUCUCUGCGUGGCCUCCGCUCAGGCUGGUCUUCUGCCCUUCCACGCUGCGCCUGUGGCCCUCCCUCUGGCGGCACCAGUGGCCGCAGUGGCCACUGCUGGCGUGGUGGCUCCCUAUGCCUCCAGCUUCAAUGCUCAUCGCAUCAACCAUGCCGUGGCCUACCCCGUGGCACCUGCUCCAGUUGCCUUUGCUGCUCCAGCUCCCGUGCCAGUAGCUGCUCCUGCUCCUGUGUCCUUCGCUGCUCCCGCUUUCGCUGGAUUUGCCGCUCCCGCUCCAGUGGCAUUCGCUGCCCCCACCAAGGUUGGCUUCGGUCUGCCCGCUCUGGCCCCUGCCCCACCCAAGGUCGCCUUCGCCGCACCAGCUCUGGCUCCCGCACCGGUGGCCGCUCCUCUGGGAUUCGCCGCUCCACCAGCGCCCGUGGCAUUCGCUGCUCCCGCCAAGUUCGGCUUUGGCCCGUUUGCGGCUCCCUUCGGUGCGCCAGUGCCCGCUCCCCUGGCCGUGGCACCCAAGUUCGCCGCUCCCUCCCCCUACUUCUUCUAG